Castor canadensis (American beaver) is the source of this 2433-nucleotide messenger RNA. RefSeq names its product dual specificity phosphatase 5 (gene Dusp5). The record is from RefSeq and is a predicted model, not a curated record. Gene Ontology annotation, molecular function: MAP kinase tyrosine/serine/threonine phosphatase activity. Gene Ontology annotation, biological process: endoderm formation; negative regulation of MAPK cascade; protein dephosphorylation. Gene Ontology annotation, cellular component: nucleus; cytoplasm. NCBI's taxonomy places the organism in Eukaryota, Metazoa, Chordata, Mammalia, Rodentia, Castoridae.
AGUGGCCGGGUUUGGUGUGGAGCGCGCGGGGCGGGAAAGAACACUAAACUGCCCCUGGGGCGCUGGGUUCCGUCGGCAGGCCGCAGCCCCGUGGGUGGCCCUCCUGUGCCUCGCCCGUCGCCGGCACCCUGGCCGUGGGCACCUGCGUGGAGCGCGGCGCGGGGCCGCUGAGCGGCGGCGACAUGAAGGUCACGUCGCUCGACGGGCGCCAGCUGCGCAAGAUGCUCCGCAAGGAGGCGGCGGCGCGCUGCGUGGUGCUCGACUGCCGGCCCUACCUGGCCUUCGCCGCCUCGAGCGUGCGCGGCUCGCUCAACGUCAACCUCAACUCGGUGGUGCUGCGGCGGGCCCGGGGCGGCGCGGUGUCGGCGCGCUAUGUGCUGCCCGACGAGGCGGCGCGCGCGCGGCUGCUGCAGGAAGGCGGCGGCGGCGUGGCGGCCGUGGUCGUGCUGGACCAAGGUAGCCGCCACUGGCAGAAGCUGCGCGAGGAGAGCGCCGCGCGCGUCGUGCUCACCUCGCUGCUGGCCUGCCUGCCGGCCGGCCCACGAGUCUACUUCCUCAAAGGAGGAUAUGAGACCUUCUACUCGGAAUAUCCUGAGUGCUGUGUGGACGUAACACCCAUUUCCCAAGAGAAGAUUGAAAGUGAGCGAGCCCUCAUUGGUCAGUGUGGAAAGUCAGGGCUCAGCAUCAGCUACAGGCCAGCUUAUGAUCAGGGUGGCCCGGUUGAAAUACUUCCCUUCCUCUAUCUUGGAAGUGCCCACCAUGCAUCCAAGUGCGAGUUCCUCGCCAACCUGGACAUCACAGCUCUGCUGAAUGUCUCCCGGCGGACCUCUGAGGCCUGCACGACCCACCUACACUACAAAUGGAUCCCUGUGGAAGACAGCCACACAGCUGACAUUAGCUCCCACUUUCAAGAAGCAAUAGACUUCAUUGACUGUGUCCGGGAAAAGGGAGGCAAGGUCCUGGUCCACUGUGAGGCUGGGGUCUCCCGGUCACCUACCAUCUGCAUGGCUUACCUCAUGAAGACCAAGCAGUUCCGCCUAAAGGAGGCCUUCGAUUACAUCAAGCAGAGGCGGAGUGUGAUCUCCCCAAACUUUGGCUUCAUGGGCCAGCUCCUGCAGUAUGAAUCUGAGAUCCUGCCUUCCACGCCCAACCCCCAGCCUCCCUCCUGCCAGGGGGAGGCUGCAGACUCCUCCUUUAUAGACCAUUUGCAGACACUGGGCCCUGAGGUGCAGGGUGCCUACUGCACAUUCCCUACCUCGGUGCUGGCACCGGUGCCCACGCACUUGCCGGUCGCAGAGCUCCACAGGAGCUCUGUGGCCACUGCCACAUCGUGCUGACACUGGGAGGGGUCCUGGCCCAGCCUCAAGAGCAACUGUGAUUUUUGUUUUUUCAAACUCGUGGACAUUUCAUACCUGUGCAAUACUGAAGACCUCUCUGUCAUGCUGCCCCAUAGAGACAGUGAGUGUCACCAGGCUUGCAAAUGAACUUCAGACUGACUUCAAGGAUGAGUUCUCGGGAUGGAGGAAGGCCAAGCCAUUACUAGAGCACAGUGUGUGCUGACUACUGUACUUCCAGACCCCCUGCCCUCUCAGGACCACCCAAUCCUUGCACCUCAGAGUUCGCCUUUUCAUUUCAAGCGUAAGGCAAUAAGUACCUGCAGCAUCAUAGGAGUGAGAAGCUCCCAGACCAGGAUAAAAGGCAGUUAGGAAGCCAGUUCAUUUCGAAGGAAGCACAAUUUCCACCUUAUAUUUUUUGAACUUGGCAGUCUUGUGCCUGUCUCUUGCUUCAGGGCAUAAGCUGAUCACCAUCUAGUCAGGAAAGUCACCCUGCUGGGUUUGCAGAGAUACCAUGUGUAGGCUGAUAUGAACCCCAAACUGUUUUUGGAGAUUUCCUCUUGGGUCCAAUGGAGGCAGUUGGUGGAAGAAGCAAGAAAGAAAUUGACUCUUCUGAGUUUCUCUUUCACUGUGGGUUCUUCCCUGACCUUGAACUCUGGCAUGAUUUUUAUUCAUACUUGAACCUGUCUCAUUGCAUCUCACCUCAAAGGAACUCUGGUGUCAGUUGAAAAGAGUUUUCAGACCUUACCCAAAAAUCACCCCUUUGAGGUGGUAGCAGUGGGUACCCAGAGAAAAAGGAUGUCUGCUGGGUGUUUGGGGUCAGUGGCAUUGCAGGUCAUCCAGCUCGCCAUCCUGUGUGCUUGUGUCUCAUCUCUUGUGAACACUUGGUUUCCUCCCUGCCCCUGGGGGUUGUCUUCAAGCUACUGAUUUCUGGGAUUUACAGAUUUGUGAUGUGGUACUACUUCUUUUCUGUCCGUAGGUUAUUUCUCCAGGGGAAAAGGCAAUAAUUUCCUAAAACCCAUGUAAAUGUGAAGAAAAGCAGUAUGUUACUGGUUGUUUUUUAUAUAGUGCAAAAUAAAAACUGCAAAAGAUAAAGGCA